Molecule: messenger RNA, 679 nt
Organism: Durio zibethinus
Lineage: Eukaryota; Viridiplantae; Streptophyta; Magnoliopsida; Malvales; Malvaceae
Source: RefSeq, a predicted model, not a curated record
AUAUAAACCCCAUUUCUUGUCAUUUUUCCCUUCAUAUCACGAUCCUAACCUUUCUUGGAUCUUGUCUUCGAUGCAGCCCCAACAAGAAAUUCCUGUUAUGGUAGUAAAAAUGAAAUCGCUUGAAGAACUUGAACCAUUGGGAUUCCCACGGGACCGAGCAGUUCGGGCACUUCAUUAUUCAGGUAAUACUACCAUUAAGGCUGCUGUAAAUUGGCUCAUUGAUCAUGAGAACGAUGCAGAAAUUGACCAGAUGCCCUUGGUGGCUCUAAACAUGGAUAUCGAGUCCCCUCAGCCAUCUGAUAUCACAGAAGCAAUACAAAUUAAAGAACAGGAACUAAGCUGCUCACUCUUAGGGACUGAGUUCGCAAAAAGAAAGAAGAAGAAGAAAAGAAAAGUGAAAGUGAAAGGGAGAAGGAAAGAAUUCGGGCAGAAAUUUUGUGCCUUAUAUCUCCUCUACUUUCUUAAAGCAAUGACACCAUUCCUUAUCAAUUUCUCGAUGCAUAUUUAUCAGCCUUUUAGCCUUGCGAAAAGCAGAGAAGGAGGAAGAGAAAAGGGUAAGGGAAAAAGUGCUUCAGCAGUUAGAAGUGGAUAAGGUCUUUUCUAAUUCUUACUAUUUUCUGACCAAAAAGGGGUACAUAAAUUCUUACUAUGUUAUUUUGAAUCUCAUUAUGUUCUUGAA